This is a messenger RNA of Ruditapes philippinarum (Manila clam), 3938 nucleotides long. RefSeq lists its product as uncharacterized. Lineage: Eukaryota; Metazoa; Mollusca; Bivalvia; Venerida; Veneridae. The transcript is spliced from 10 exons. Bases 1 to 2142 code for a protein of 713 amino acids. The record is from RefSeq and is a predicted model, not a curated record.
AUGAACUACAUGAAAAUAUUGAAGAAAGUAUUGUUUUGCAUUGACAUCAAUAAAUUAUGUGCAAAAGUUGCUGUCAUUUCUGUAAUUUUAGUUUCCUGUGUCGAAGAGUUUUUAACAAAGCACAACAUCGACUCUGUUAACCCAAAUGAUAACGAAGACAUUACCCCCGAUGAUAGCAGACAUACACUAUCACUAUUAGCAGAAUAUGUGAGACCCGAAAUCAGCGAAUCACCCGGAGCAAUGGGCAACAAUGAGCUUGAAACUUGCCUGCAGUUAAUUAAAACAGAACUGAAGUCAGAAUUCAAUGCACCGCAUUUAUCUAUCAUAGCAAAUUGCUCGUCGAUUGUUGAUCAUGAAUCUUACAAUAUGUGCAGCGACGACAAGGUUGAAAUACCGGGGGGACAAGAACAUAGGCAAACAAUAAGAAUAAGUGAUCAUCAGAGUUCGAAAGUAGAUAAAGAAAAAAAAGAAAGUACUAAAACUUUGAUAGAUGAAAAAGGCGAAGAUGUCGAGAGAAUCAUUAAGGGAUUGUCUUUGAAAGAGAUAGAGCCAAUGACUGGGACACGUGUGAAACAAAAAGAACACAGUGGUGAAGAGACAGAAAUUUCGGGUCAGGCAAAAAUGUAUGUUUCUACAGCAAUACCCAUAGCGACUUCAGCAACGGAUUCGAAAGAAGCUUCUGUAGAAACUGAAGGUGCCUUACACAAGAAUGCGUUACAUGCAAUCUUGUAUUCAUUGAAUGCUAUAUUAGUAUACCUUGAACUGGCCAGUCUUACGUUGAUUGAAAGGGAUCGAUCAUUAUUGGAUGACAUGUAUGUGGAAAUGGAACAAGUACACAUCACUGUUGGUGAUAUUUGUAAUAGGAUUGCACUCACUGCACAAGACAUGGAUGAUAUUUUAUAUGGUUCGGCGUUAUACUAUACAUACAUUUAUAGAAGAAUGGACUAUUUUGAAAGGAUAUUUGAAAAAAAUGAAACCCAAAUAAAGCGAACUGCCGCUCUUUUAAAUGACAGCGUUCGGAAAGUUCUUGAAACACUUUUAGGGUUAAAAGCACCGGUGGAGCAGAUGGCGAAUCAGUCAAAGGCUGCUUAUGAUCAUUUGCAACAUUUACAACAGCUCUGUAAAGAUGAAGAAUGUUUAUUAAAAGAAUGGCAACGCAAUUUGAAAGAGAGUGUUCCUUUGUCUAAAGAGGAGACAAAGCAAAAAGAAGAAGCUGAGGAUGCUGAUAUUAAGGGUGACAAAAUACAGUUUUCAGGAACACAACCCGACAAAAAAAGAAUAUAUGACGAUUUGGGUACAUCUGAGAUUUUGACACAAGACAAGAUAAGACCUUCAGAGAUCCAUUUAUGGCACGCAAAGGAUAUGGCUUUGAAAGAGUAUGAUGAAAAAACACAGCAAACCUUGACAGAAAUGCUCCGACCAGGUCCUGCAUUGCUAGUUGAAAGUACUGACCUAAAAUUUGAUGAACAGACAAUCAAAUCUCACUAUAAUAUAUUGGUUUCCGAUCAACUUUUUGAGCGUGACGCAAUUAUUGUGGAAGACAUUGAGGCGUUCUUGUCAGAGUUAACUUCCAAUCGUGAAACGAAACUGAUUGAGGAUCCUAAACUACAAAGUAAAACAGAACAAGCAUCAAGAGUAUUCCUAAAGCAGCCAAGUGCAGAUGAACUAAAACGCAGUAUGUCUCUUAAACUACAUAAGGAAAAAGACCGAGAAGAGAGCAGACCUAUCAUAGAUUAUGACGAAAAUGUUUGGAUGUCUUCACAACUACCUAUCAAAAGUCAAGACAAACAGAUUUCGACUGCGUCUUUACAACAGCGAGGUGGACGUAUAACAUUGUGGUGUAUUCAACGGAUACAAGAUCAUUUCGAGUGCAUAACGGUCCAACUGAAACGGAUAAGAUUAUCUCUCUCUCGAGUGUACAAGAGUUUAAAUUACAUUGAAAAUGAAAAUAAAAAUACCAUCCGAAAAUCCUUGGAUCUUCCAACUUUAACAAAGGAAUGGUCUCAAGUUAAACAGCUUGCACGGGAUUGCCAAAAUUCAAAUGAUAUGAUGAAAUAUACAGACAUACUGUCUAGAUAUCAGCUAGAUAAAAGAGUGGAAUUGUUAAGAGAUAUAUUAAAAGAGUUGGAAACAAAAAAUUGAUCGAUUCAUUUUUACAAGAAAGGAAAAGAAUGGAAUAAGACUGUUUUCUAAAAAGGACCAAUUUAAAACACAAAUAAGACAUUUGUACUUUUUAGUUUUUUGAAGCAAACUCGAAGGCGAUUUAAUUCAAGUUUCAAGAGCUUGUUUUAUAAUCAAGCUUUAAAUUAAAUAUGAUAACACAUUAAGACUGGGUUACAAAUUGGCAUACUUACAUAUUAUUUGUAUUCAGAAACUUUCUAAUGUUUACACUUCUUGCAUACAAAAACUAUAAAUGCUUUUGUUUUGUUAUAAAAUGUUAAGCUACUUGUAGCUUUGAUAUAAUGAUGAUUGAAAGCUUUGUAUAUAUUUGCAUUGCGUUAUAUGAAUUAUGAAUAAACGAUAAUAGAUGUGUACGAGUAAUGCAUUUGUAAUGGGUAAUGGUUGAUUAAUUACUUUUUGUGGUUUUUGAUACGUUUGUCAUAAUGCACUUUUGUUUUGAUACUAUUAUAGAUUACACAUUUUUGACUGAGUUGCAUAUAUGAUGCUGUCUGGAUUUGUUUUAUCUGUAUCAGUUUGUUAAAUAUUAAUCAGAAAAGGGUAUUAUUUGAAGAAGUUUUUGAUUCACACAUAGCUAGCCUUCUUCUUAAGAUGAUAAGAUAGUGCCCAAAAUGGGCUCAAAUUAUUGAAACGCUUGAAAUAUGAUGUAAGAAUCACGCCAAGUAACAUAUACGUUACAUCUAUGUAACACAUAUGAGAGCUCUAACACUUAAAGCUACAUAAGAUAAAAAAGUAAACAUAUUUUUUCUGUCGGCUUAAAAACAAGCAUUCUAUAAUUUUGUUAACAUUUUUAGCAGUUUUGUUGUAAAUCUCAUUAAAAAGUGUUCAUUUUAAAAAGAAAACCUACGGUAACACUAAAGUUCGUAUACGAAUUUUAACAUGCAAAUAAAGACUUGUAUAAUUAGUGUAUGCGCUACGUCACAAUGGUAAAAUCAAUUGUAACCAUGCAUGUGGAUCACAGGAAAUAUGAGAUAUUCUUGGGCAAACAAACUUUUACCGUUUAAGUUUCCCGAUGCAUUGGCUCUGUCGUUUACAAAAAAAGUAAUCAUCUCAUAAAAUGAUUGAAUUUGUAUGAAAACAUCCGUUAUAUAAUGCGGCAAUAUACCGUUAAAUUCGGACUGCUAUUCAAAUAUGUUUGUUGCUUUUUUUUGAUGUACGGAUGACCCAAAGGCAGAGUUUCUCAUGCAAAUAGAAAUUGUACUACCGAUUUCGCCACAAUGAGGUUGUAGAUUUAUGGCUUAUAAAACUCGUUUUAGGUGUCUGGACGGGAGUCGAUAUGAAACAUAUUUAUGAAACAUAUUUAAUUAACGAAAUGUAGAUAUUUCUUUUUUAUGAAAUUUAUUUUAUGUAGCUUUAAUAUGACACACAUCUAUAAUGAGAUAAAAAAAUUAACAAUUAAGAACAAAAUGCUCAUUUACUCACUUUAAUAGGAAAAAAAUCUAUAAACGCUUUGCUUAUAUCAUUUGACCAUCGGAGUCCCAUAAAUAAUUUUUAAACAUCUCAUUACGGAAACAGUGAAAUAUGUUUAUACAAUGUGCGAUUCAGAGCCAUAAUGGCUCAUUUAUGUAAUUCAUUCAUAACAAAAGUAAUUCACAUUUACAUAACAGUCAUAGUUUACGAUAAAAUAUCAACACAUAUGUUACAAUAGAAUCUAUAUUAAUCUACAAAAUGUACCAGCUGUGCAUUCAUUCCAAAUACCUCAUACACCAUACAUUCAAAAUCAUUCCUUACCCUUUGAAUAAAAAAUAGCAAGUACAUAG